This is a messenger RNA of Funneliformis caledonium, 3120 nucleotides long. The record is from the annotation of a GenBank genome assembly. Lineage: Eukaryota; Fungi; Glomeromycota; Glomeromycetes; Glomerales; Glomeraceae.
AUGGUUCCUGUUUUUGUAAGAUAUUUAGGCUGCUUAGUCUUAUUAAUGUUUUUACCUCAAACACAUUCAUUAUUUCAACGUGAAAAGUAUACAACAAGUGCGCUUUAUCUUUUAAAAGACGUUGGCUUAGGAGAUAUAUCUGGGACAGUAGCGGCUUUUGCAGAUUUCAAUUCUGAUAAAUAUACAGAUCUAUUUGUAUUAAGUUCAGAUCAAAGGUCUUUAAGUGUCUAUUUAUGGGAUCAUGCGGAUUAUAAAUUUAAUAUAUCACCUUCGGCAAAUAUAACAAUAUCACCAAAUGAGGAAAAUAGUUUUAUAAUUACAAACAUAUUACCUGGAGAUUAUGACUAUGACGGAAAUUUGGAUAUUUUAGUUAUGGGACAAACUAAUCCAUCAAGUAACGAUAGAAAAAAAGAGCCGCUUUUUAUGAGAGUAUACUUUGGAUAUGGGAAUGACACAUUUAAUCCUAACUUUAUUAAUGUACCAUCAGCUACAUAUCAACAACCCAUUCCAUUUGAUUUUGAUGGUGAUAUGAAAAUUGAUUUAAUAGGACAUAGCUUUGAUAAAGGUGUAAACGAACUUUCGAUAUGGCAAAAUAUAUAUAAUAAUGGAACAACAGACUUAUUUCAAGUGAAGCCAUUACCUUUGCAACCUGCUUCAGAUGUUCCACCUUGUAUAUUGUCAGAACCACAUUCUAAUGCUUUCAUUGAUCUUAAUGGUGAUUGCAGAUCAGAUUUGUUCCUUACUUGUCAAGACACUUCUGGAAAAAUAUCAUAUCAAAUAUGGACGAGCACAAUUAAUGGAUAUGUGUUUAGCAAAUUUGGCGAUUUACCGCAAGGCGUUGGUCAAAUAUCAUUUGCGGAUAUGGAUGGUGAUGGAACAUUAGAUAUGGUGUUUCCAGUAUGUAACAAUGGAUGCAAGAUUCAUGUAGCAUAUAAUAAUCAAAUACCACUUUGCGAAAACAAAAAUUCUAAAAAUUGUAGAAAGGUAUCAGAAUUAUGUAUAGCCGAUGAUAAUUUCAGCUUUGAUAUGACAACGGAUGCGUCAAAUAGUAAUUAUGUCGUUUUAGAUCUUCAGGACGAGCUGCCAACUGGAGAAGAUAUUGUAUUACUGGAUCCGGAUUUUAAUGGAAUUCUACCUGUUUCUCUUCGUAUUGGCGAUUAUAAUCUUGAUGGAUAUCCAGAUUUACUUGUGGUCACCUCAAACGGUAAAGAAUCACAUGUAACGCUGCUAGAGUCAAUUUUAUGUACAACCCGCAAGUGUCAUGGUUUAGCGGCUGCAUCCCAGAGAAGAACAUUUGUCAAAGUUAAUGAUGGUGCUCAACCUCUUUAUAAUAUCAAAACUGCCAAAAAUGCAGCUUUUCUUGACCUUGAUGAAGAUGGAACGAUGGAUAUUAUGGUAUUCACAGCUACUCAUGAUAAAACAGCGGCAAGAGAUAUACAAAUGAUACACAACAAUUAUUUUAAUGAUGCAUUCUUCCUUAAGACCCUAGUAUUAAACGGAGUGGGACACAAACAGAAUUUUGGAGUAAAUUAUCCUGGUGCAGAAUUUAAAUUCACUGUGCUUGAUACAUCUGGAAGGAAAAGAGCCAACCAAGUUGCACAAUAUUCACAGAGUGGAUAUUUAUCAUUACAAACACCUUAUUCGCUUUUUGGACUUGGUCGUACAAAUAAUUACGUCGAAGAAUUAUUCGUAGGAGUUUCAAGAAAUCAGAGUUCAUAUUAUACCAGUUUAGCAGGAGUAAUACCUAAUUCACAACUUAUCAUCGUUCCUUAUCAACCCGAAGGAGUUGAUAAUCCAACCUCAUGGUCAAUCGAAUUAUAUAUUCAUCCGGGUGAUUGGGUACCAUGGGUACUAAUGAUUUUAAUUAUUGUGACGAUAAUUUUAGCCAUCGUUGUAUUCAUUUUGAAUUAUAUAGAAAAGAGAGAAGAUGAAUAUGAGAAAAGAAAAGCUUCAAGAUUUAUUAAUUUUGAUGCCUUGGAAAAAGACAAAGAGAUAGUGAAAAAGGCCGCGGUUCGCGGAAAAAUUAAGUUGGUUGAUUAUGUUACUUGUUUAUACGCUAUUAGGGUGAUUAAUUAUGAUGAGGAUGAAAAUGAGAUAAAAAUAAAAGCGGUCAAGAGGUUUCCUGACUUGAUGGGGUUUUACAAAAAAAAGAAUGAAGCUAAUGAAGAAUUAGAGAAAAUUAAAUCGAACAGAGAGUUGAUAAAUCAAUGUCAGUACGAAAUUGAAACACAAGAGGAUGACGUGGAAAAUAUAUUGUUAAUUGGGCGAACGGGUGGCGGUAAAUCUACUUUGGCUAAUGUAAUCAGCAAUACAGAUGAAUUUGGGGAGAGCGGAAGUUCAGUCAGUAAAACCAAAAGAUUUCAAACAAAAGACUUUACGUGGAAUAGAACGAAAUACCGUAUUGUGGAUACUAUCGGGGUUGGUGAUACCAAAAAAACCGAAGAGGAAGUUUUAUAUAUGAUCGGGGAAGCUGUCCACUCAAUGAAGAAGGGAAUAAAACAAGUAUUUGUGAUCAUAGGAGGAAGAUUUACCAAAGAAGAAGUGGAAACUUUUGAUUUACUCCAAAAAGCUAUAUUUGAGAGUGGCAUUACUAAAUACACUACAAUUGUCAGAACAAGAUUUGAAGAUUUCGAAAAUCCAGAAGAAUGUAAUAAAGGUAAAGAAAAUUUAAAGAAAGAGAAUGAAAAUAUUUCUAAAUUGGUUAAGUCUUGUAAUGAUAUUGUCUAUGUAAAUAAUCCUCCUCUAAGUAAAAGAAGAUUAGAGGAUAAUAAAAAAGACAGAGAAAGUUCUCGAAAAAUAUUACUGGAGUAUUUAAAUUAUUGCGGGGACAAUUACAAAGUGGAUAAUUGGGAUAAUAUAUGCGUUAGAGUUAAUGAUUUUAUGAAUGUUAAAAACUUAAAAGUGAAAGAAUACGAAGACAUUGCAAGAGCGAGUAGUUUAAACGUUAUAACUGAAAAUAGGAUAAAAAGGGAGAUAAAAGAGAUGGAAAAAAGAGUCAUUGAAGAAGUGAAAGAAGUAAGGAAUCAGUCAAGAGAAACAGAGGUCCAUGCUAGAGUAAAAAUUCCUUUAUUGGCUGAUAUAGAGCUGUUAACAAAAGUAAAAGGUUGCUCGAUUACCUAG